Echinostoma caproni is the source of this 546-nucleotide messenger RNA. The record is from the annotation of a GenBank genome assembly. Lineage: Eukaryota; Metazoa; Platyhelminthes; Trematoda; Plagiorchiida; Echinostomatidae.
AUGAAAUAUCGUCGCGGUUGGGUUCCUACCAGUUACCUGGCUCCUGCCAACGUAUUGUCGGAUCCAAAUCAGCGCCGAAGUGGACCCGUCGUUUCACCGGAAGCCAUGUUCCCUUCUGUGGGUCCGGCCCCUUCAGUGGAACGAUGUGAUGUAACUGGAAUGGAUCCAAACAGUGGUCUUGUUUCGGGUCCGAAUCCUGCAUUAUUGAUGCGCCCAGAUCAACUUGGCCAUCGGUUACACCCACCUGCACAGCAAACUCAGCAGCAACAAUUUGCAUCCCAACUUAAUAUGGUCGAUUCUUCUCCAGUAGGCUUACAGGGUCCGAGUCUUACCUUGUAUCCUUGGUAUCACGGCGCCGUAUCGCGCCAAUCAGGCGAACAGCUGCUACGCAGUGGGAUUACGGGUUCAUUCUUGGUUCGGGCAUCUGAGUCUGCUCCCGGACAGCUUUCUGUCACGGUACGCCAUCUUGGUCGUGUCUAUCACUAUCGGAUCAGUCAAGAUGCUCGCGGUUUGGUAAGUACUUCUUAUUAUGACAGCUUUACUUGA